Silurus meridionalis is the source of this 3741-nucleotide messenger RNA. RefSeq names its product PH and SEC7 domain-containing protein 1-like. Gene Ontology annotation, biological process: regulation of ARF protein signal transduction. NCBI's taxonomy places the organism in Eukaryota, Metazoa, Chordata, Actinopteri, Siluriformes, Siluridae. Gene Ontology annotation, molecular function: protein binding; phospholipid binding; guanyl-nucleotide exchange factor activity. The transcript is spliced from 16 exons. The record is from RefSeq and is a predicted model, not a curated record. The coding region runs from base 1 to 2763 and encodes 920 amino acids.
AUGGACAAAAAAGCACAAAAAGAGAUAAAAGUUGAAGGUCUGACUUAUGGGGAUCAGGGCAGCACACUGUCCCAAAGUUCCAGUGGGGUUACAGGCAGUCUGUUGGAGGCCAUUCAGCCUGAGAGAGACUGCAGUUCCCCAGUGACAUCUAGUCAGACCAGUCAGAGAGACAGUGGCACAGGGAACACACCCAUCCAAUUGGACAGUGGAUCAUCCUUUCUGGGUUCUUUGCACUCUCAAAGGAUUGCUCGUGCCAAAUGGGAGUUCCUGUUUGGAAAGACUUUAGAAGACCACCAUCGUGUAACUGUUCCAGUUUCCUCUAUUACACCCUGCAGUGGCCACGACAGGGAUCCUUCUUGUGAAUUCACAGCAACUUUUUCUGAUGUCAGACCAAUCUCCCUGAUCCAGAAUACUUCCAGCCAUGAUGUUCAGCAGGUGGACAUGGAACCAGUCAACCCACCUUUUUCAUUAGCACUUGGCUCAUCCCCUAAGACUGGCAUCAUUAAGCGCACUAUCAAAUACUCCGAAACUGAUCUGGAUGCAGUUCCCCAGCGUUGUUAUAGAGAGACAGACAUUGAUGAAGUUAUACAAUCUGAACAGGAGGAAAUUGACUCAGCAUUCAGCAGUGACCGUAGUGUACUGGCCACCUCUGGCACCAUCAGUGGCAGUAAUUUUGAGCAACUAUUUUGUUCACAGUCAAGUGACGAUGAGGUACGGCUGCAGGAUGAAGAGAUGGUGAGCUGGGCAAGUGUGAGAAUGCAUUGUGACCGAAAGAGACAGCAAGCUGUGCAGGAGGGAGAUGAGAUGUUCAGCCACUUGCUUGAAAGUUCUCAGAACUGCCUAGGGGACAGCCAUACUUCCCUAAAGUCUCCUAUCACUGUGGAUAGUCCUAGCAGGAUCUCCACAGAUGGCCUUGACUCUUUCAGUCGUCAUUUUGAGAACAUUAUAGAAUCUCACCGGGCCAAGGGCACCUCUUACAGCAGCCUAGACAGUGUAGACAUGGCUUCUAGUGGCCCACCCAUUUUUACAUUUGACCUCCCAACAUUGACCCCUGAGAUACAAACCCAGAUUUGUGCAAGUGCCAAGCAAAUCAUUGAUUUAAGCUUUGCUUCCCUAAAUCAACCUAAAUCUCCUAGCACUUUUGAGGCAUUGAUUGGAGCAGACCAGAUCAUGUCAGUAAAGGAGAGUGAGUUGACGGACAGUGUCCAGCCAGAGAACUUCAUUUCAUCUAACACUGUGAUGACACAAAGGGAACGAGGAUCAGGACUUGUCACAGAAUCUGACCAUGAGGUGGCACAACGCUUGGCAUUGGGCACCAACGAAAACAUUUUUAAUGGCAAGGCCGACCUUCAGGCUGCCAAACUGCUGGCCAAACGUCUCUACAACCUGGACGGCUUUAGGAGGUCUGACAUUGCAAGACACCUGAGUAAAAAUAAUGAUUUUAGCGGAAUGGUGGCGGAAGAGUACCUGAGUUAUUUCAAUUUUGCUGGCAUGAGUCUAGAUCAGGCCCUAAGAAUUUUCCUAAGAGAGUUUGCUCUUAUGGGUGAGACGCAGGAAAGAGAACGAGUGCUGUCGCAUUUCUCCAGAAGAUAUCAUCAGUGCAACCCCAACACUGUACCAAAUGAAGACAGUGUUCACACUCUGACCUGCGCUUUGAUGCUGCUCAACACAGACCUACAUGGCCAUAAUGUGGGGAAGAGGAUGUCAUGUGCACAGUUUAUAGGCAACCUGGAGGGUUUAAAUGAUGGGCACAAUUUCCCCAAAGAUCUUCUCAAGGCACUCUAUAACUCCAUCAAGAAUGAAAAGCUGCAAUGGACAAUUGAUGAAGAGGAAGUGUGUAAGUCUGUGUCAGAACUGGCUGACAGCAGGACAGACUCUGCGUCCCACACCCUGAAGAGGAUUACUAGUGGCGGUGCUCCUCUCGUGUCUCUGGCACAGCAAUCAAAUGCUCAGUUGUAUAAGAAAGGCUUCCUUGUGCGCAAGGUGCAUGCUGACCCUGAUGGCAAGAGAACGCCUCGAGGUAAAAGAGGAUGGAAAACAUUUUAUGUCUUCCUGAAAGGACUUGUCCUUUAUUUGCAAAAGAGUGACUUUAGUACGCAUAAGCAGAUGUCUAAUGAGGACCUGAAGAGCGCUGUGUCCAUCCACCACUCUCUAGCUAUGAAGGCAGCAGACUACAGUAAGAGACCAAACGUGUUUUACCUGCGCACUGCUGACUGGAGGGUCUUCCUGUUCCAGGCCCCCAAUGCGGAGCAGAUGCAGUCCUGGAUCACGCGCAUCAACACGGUGGCAGCCAUGUUCUCCGCCCCUCCCUUUCCAGCAGCCAUCGGUUCACAAAAAAAGUUUAGUCGGCCGCUUCUACCGGGCUCCACCACCAAACUGUCCCAGGAGGAGCAAGUAAAAUCACAUGAAAUGCACUUCAGAUCCAUCUCUUCUGAGCUGCAAGAAUUGCACUCUGUUCCUCAGGAGAGGAAGCCUAAAGGGAAGGAGCAAGAAGAAACCAAGCAGAGGGAGGAGUACCUGGAGUUUGAGAAAACUCGCUAUGGGACAUAUGCCAUGUUAAUGAGAGCGAAGAUUCGCAUGGGUGAGUCAGAUCUGGUGGCGUUUGAGUCUCGUUUGUUUUCUGACGGCACCCUGCAGCGGACAAGUUCUAGCCCCUCGCUGGCACAUGACACCAGCCACGCCAGCGUCAGCAGUUGCAGUUCCAGAAGUAAGAAGAGCAGCCGAAGUGAAAGCCAGAGACACAAGCCAGCUGUGAAACAGUGAGUUCUCAAUCCAGGGCACUUGAUGGCUGCUUUUUGGUGCUCCUGAUCCAGACUGCAGGGCUGAGAAGAGCAUCGAUAUGAGUGAAACAUGGCAGUUUGUGCACUACACUGCAGUGGCCGCACACGUCGUGCACUCCGCUCGAGCAGUGCUAGAGGAUAUGAUCAAACGUGAAGAUGGAAGUUGGGUAUGAUGGUGGGUCGCCUUACUUCCUCACGAAAGCAUGCUUUUUGUGGUCAGUGAUUACAGAACAGGCCUAUAGAGGGCAGAGGAGUGUGAAUAUAGCCAUCCUCCCUUUACCUUUAUUACCUUUCUAGCCUGGCUUUAUACUUCUCUUAGCUUGACCUAUAUAAUGUAUAGAAAGAUUUAGACUAUUUAAAGCUUAUCUACUUUAAGCUUAAAUCUGAGCCUCAUUCUUUUUGCAUUAUCACUGAAAUGAUUUCCUUAUUUAUUUAUUUUUUUUUGUUGCUAGAAGUAGCUACUCAAAAUAUUUUUUCUAGCAAGAAUUGCAUAGAAAAACAUAUGUGUAUAGAGCUCUUGAAAUCAUGAUUUGAGCAUGCAUGUUAUGUAAAGUCAGUUCCCUCUUUGGAUUCCCACUGUUUGUAUGGUAUGUUUUGUAGGGUUUUAUUCUUUUUCUUUUUUCUUUUGUAACCUAAAAAGCACACUACAGAUUGCAAAAAUUUAAUGUUAGAGCCAUGGUUCUAUAUGUGGGUUCUGAGAACCUCAAGAAGUAUGGGCAGGGGAUUUGUAAUUUCUUAUUUGUUUGUUUGUUUGAUUUAUUUUAUUACAAUGGUGAAAAUCAACAACCCACCGUUAUCAAAAGUUAUUGAAUUUAUUGUUGUUUUCUUAGAAUCAAUAGCCUGUUUGAAUGCCUACUUGUGUUUAGGAUAAUAAUCCAGACCCCAGCAACUCAAAAUUAUGCAGGCUUCUGAAUGAUCUUGACUUGAACCCAAUAGCACUGAUGUUACUUAAAAAAACAAU